AGUUAAUGGUGGUGUUACUGGUGGUGGUUACUGGUUGUGGUUACUGGUAGUUACUGGUGGUAGUUACUGGUGAUUGUUACUAGUGGAGGUUAUACUAACACCUUGUUCUCUUACAGUGGUUGGAGCAUCUGGAGAAGAAUGGAGUACUGGUGGUGGUUACUGAUGAUUGUUAUUGGUAGUUGUUACUGGUAAUUGUUACUAGUGAGGGUUGUACUAACACCUUGUUCUCUUACAGUGGUUGGAGCAACUAGAGAAGAAUGAAGUACUUGUGAUUGGUACUGGUGAAGGUUGUACUAACAUUCUUGUUCUCUUACAGUGGUUAGAGCAACUGGAGAAGAAUGAAGUACUGGUGAUGGUGGCACAGAUCUUCCUGGAUCUAAUUCUUCAUGCUAGGCUGCCAUUAUCUUUGGUCAAUCUCAUCAUCAUGGAUGAGUGUCAUCAUGCCUCCGGGUCUCACCCCAUGAGAGAGAUAAUGAGACAAUACGAGUCUCUGAAAAAAUCUUUCCCUCAGAAGUGUCCCAGAGUUCUGGGACUGACGGCUUGCGUCAUUCAUCGUAAGUGUAAAAAGAAAGACGUAAUGGACACCAUGAAGAAACUGGAAUCGGCAAUGGAUUGUGUGUUGGUAACGACCACAGAUCAAGAAGUUACAAAGUACAGUGCUAGCCCCAAGGAGAAAAUAAUUUGCUAUAAAUCUGACACUUUCUCUGAAUACCAAGAAAUAAUCAGUGCUCAGUUACAAGGAAUAAUAGAAGAUGUAAAAGAUGAUCCAGAUAUUGAAGACAAGUACAAGAAAGUAUUUAUUAAGAAAAUGAGAAACAUAAGUCACAUCAUGGAGACGCUGGGAGACUGGUGUGUAGCUCGGGCCAUCAUGUAUGAGAUGGAAUACUUUGACGAUGUGGAGAGGAUUGAGGAUGUGCCGGCCCUUCGUCAGUUGAUGGCCUCACUCAGGGGUAGAUUGCAAGAAAUACUGGAUUAUUGUGGAAGAGAAGAAGCCACAAUGAGCCCUAUUGAGAAUGUUUCCAACAAGGUCAAGAGGCUAUACGAUAUAUUUCAUGCAUGUAAUAAGGUGGUGUAUGGAUUGAUCUUUGUUGAGAGAAGAAACACUGCAAAGAUUCUCUAUGAUUUACUGUCGGCAGCUGCUAAUGAAAGUGACAAUCUUGCCUUUGUUAAGCCCCUGUAUGCCGUGGGUUCUAUGUCCCGCUGCAGCACUGAUAUUCAUUUGGCUCAGCUGGAACUUUGCAGGCAGAAGGAAACCUUAAAUAAGUUUCGUAAUGGUGAUUGCAAUUUUCUGGUUUCAACCAGUGUUUUAGAAGAAGGUGUGGAUAUCAGAAAGUGCAAUAUAGUCAUACGAUUUGAUAAGCCACAGAACUACCGUGCCUACCUGCAGUCUAGAGGACGAGCUCGUGCACACCCCUCCAGGUACUUACUCAUGGUAAAAGUUGCUGAAUUGCAGGAGAUGCUUGAAACACUGGAAGUGUAUAGAGAAAUUGAAGCCUCUUUCACGCAAUUAUGUCACAAUCGUCAGUUACCUACAAGGAUAGAGAGCAGCUUGCACUUUGCUGAAGAUGAAUAUAUUGCUCCUUAUCAGCCUUAUGGAAUUAAUGGACCCAAAAUUACUGGUAAUUCUGCCAUAGCACUUAUUAAUUUGUAUUGUGGUAAUCUUCCUCAGGACAAGUUUACAGUACUGGCACCAGAAGUUGUCUAUGAGAAGAGUGACCAAGGAUGUGUGGCUGAGAUAAAGUUGCCUAUUAAUGCUUGCCUUAAAACAAAGGUGCGUGGAGAUUGUAUGGAAAACAAAGAGCUUGCCAAGAAAAGCGCUGCACUCAAUCUUUGUAAGAAGUUGCAUGCAAUGGGAGAGUUAAAUCAUGACUUGAGGCCUGCUGAGAUAUCAGAUGAUAGUAUAUUGGAAGGUCUGGUGGAAGUUGUGCCAGAAAUGCCCAUCAAGGCCGGGGAACCCGAGCCUGGCACGAGGAAGCGACGGCAACUUUAUGAGAGAGAAGUGUGCCAGGCUUUUACCUAUUACCAUGGAUUGUUUAAGCUGUAUUCUAUUAUCAUUCAACCUACAGGCACACAGCAUACUAGUUUGCUUGUAGAUUCUACCAAGAGUGAUAUGUCAGUUGGAUUGAUUUGUAAAAGAAGCUUAUUACAUUGUCCAUUUGCACUCUACUACACCAAGUGGGGUGAAGUGGAAGUUAGAGUGAAAUUUAUUAAGGAGAUUAUGAACUUAAAUCCUGAGUUGAUGAGAAAAAUUGAACAUUUCCACAAAUUCAUCUUUGAAACCUUGUUGGACAUCAAUUCAGUGCUUUUUGAUUUUAGUUCUAGAAAUACUGGUGUAUAUAUUGUACCUCUAGCACAAGCAAGCACCAUUGACUUAACUUUACUAACUCAGAUAUACAUGUUGCCACAUCUUAGAGUGCCCAUUGUAUACAGAUCAGCAGAAAGCUUCCACUUUGAGAAGUCUUCUUACGAGGAUGCCAUAAUAUAUCCUCUGUAUACAACAGAAGAACCUGUCCACAUGUUCUAUGUUACAGAAAUAUUAACUAACUUGAGUCCACAAUCAGAGUUUCCUGAUUCUAAGCAUGUGUACUCUAGUUAUUGCCACUAUUACCUCCAGAAAUAUGGUAAGAGUAUCACUAACAUGCAGCAACCUUUAAUAUCAGCAAAGCACUUACCAAAAGAACUCAACUACUUGAAGAUGCCAGCGAUGUCAGCGAUGUCUUGUAAGAGUAGCAACAAAGCUAAGCAUCAUCCUCCCAUCUUUGUGCCGGAGCUGUGUGGUGUGCUGCCUCUCAAGGCCUCUCUCUGGUGGCAGAUCAUGUGCAUACCUUCCAUUAUUCAUCGCCUCAAUAGUUUAAACUUGGCUCACCAACUCAAUGUAGCCAUGAAUGAUUCAAAAUUGAUCUCCAAAGAUGUAGAGUAUGAAAAAAUAAAUUUUAACUGGCCAGAAGAGAUAAUUACAAGAAUAAAUAAUUCUGGUGAGGAGAAUUUAUGUGCAUCAUUAAUGAAAAGUAAGAGUGAAUAUAUCCAUCCAUUUGUGAUAGUUCAUGCCCUCACACUGUGUGCUGCUCAUGAGAACUUUGAUCUGGAAAGAUUGGAAAUUCUUGGAGAUUCUUUCCUCAAGUUUAUUAUUACAGAAUAUUUAUUUUUGAAGGAGACUGAGAGUCAUGAAGGUAGACUCUCACUGCGUCGUGGAAAACUUGUCUGCAACAGAACUCUCUCUUCCCUGGCAAAGUGCAAAUCAAUACCAAACAAGAUGCAGUCAUUUUACCUGGAACCACCUCUGAAUGGUUUACUGCUGGGCUUUACCAUCAAACCUGAAGUUAGUAACAAACUGAGAAGCUGCAACCUUUCACAUGAUAAAUGGCCAAGUCUACCUAAGUCUUCUCGACUGGAGAACUUACAAGAGGUGGUUAAGAAUAUAGGAGGAGAGAGAGAGAAGACCAGCAGAGCAAGGAAGAGAGCAGCUAACUGUUACAACCCAUGGAGUGAACAUGAUCUCUCAGAUAAGAACAUAGCUGACAGCACUGAGGCUCUCAUUGGUGCCUACCUGCUAGCUGCUGGUGCUGACACUGCUGUCAACUUUAUGCACAACCUUGGUCUUGGUGUAUAUAAUGUGGUUAAGAAUAUAGGAGGAGAGAGAGAGAAGGCCAGCAGAGGAAAGAAGAGAGCAGCUAGCUGUUACAACCCCUGGAGUGAACAUGAUCUCUCAGAUAAGAACAUAGCUGACAGCACUGAGGCUCUCAUUGGUGCCUACCUGCUAGCUGCUGGUGCUGACACUGCUGUCAACUUUAUGCACAACCUUGGUCUUGGUGUAUAUAAUGUGAGUACUGUGCACCAUGUAUGCUAG
Cherax quadricarinatus is the source of this 3847-nucleotide messenger RNA. Lineage: Eukaryota; Metazoa; Arthropoda; Malacostraca; Decapoda; Parastacidae. The record is from RefSeq and is a predicted model, not a curated record.